Sciurus carolinensis (gray squirrel) is the source of this 318-nucleotide messenger RNA. RefSeq names its product 60S acidic ribosomal protein P1-like. The record is from RefSeq and is a predicted model, not a curated record. Gene Ontology annotation, cellular component: cytosolic large ribosomal subunit. The transcript has a single exon. Lineage: Eukaryota; Metazoa; Chordata; Mammalia; Rodentia; Sciuridae. Gene Ontology annotation, biological process: cytoplasmic translation. Gene Ontology annotation, molecular function: structural constituent of ribosome; protein kinase activator activity; ribonucleoprotein complex binding. The coding region runs from base 1 to 318 and encodes 105 amino acids.
AUGGAGCAUACCUUCACCAUGGCCUCACUUGUCUGCAUCUACCCCAACCUCAUCCUGUAUAGAGGAAGGGAUAAAAACAAUGUCAUCAUUAAAACAGCUGGUGUGAAUUUUGGACCUUUUUGGCCUGGCUGGUUUGCAAAGGCCCUGACCAUUGUCAAUAUCAGGAGUCUCAUCUGCAAUGUGGGGGCUGGUGGACCUGCUCCAGCAGGAGACCCUGUCCCCACCACUGCUGCCCCAGGUGAGGAGAAGAAAGAGGAAGCAAAGAAAGAAGAAUCUGAAGACUCUGAUGAUGACAUGGGAUUUGGUCUUUUUAACUAA